Molecule: messenger RNA, 744 nt
Organism: Suillus subalutaceus
Lineage: Eukaryota; Fungi; Basidiomycota; Agaricomycetes; Boletales; Suillaceae
Exons: 2
Source: RefSeq, a predicted model, not a curated record
AGAUCAUCGACAUCCAUCGUGGUGGUGCCAAAGUUCGGGUCGUCCUGCGCUCGCCGUGUGCAUAGUACUUACGAUGAAAGUCGAGUUCUCCGUCGAAAGCGUUAAGCAUCAACGCAAGGCCCAAAAGUUCCAUAGCGGACAAAGAGGCUGCGACGUUUCUGCUUCGUUCAAGUUACCAGCGUUUACUCGUAUUUCACCUGAACUUCGAUGAUGCAAGAUUUUCCAGCUGGUCUAUGAUGCCAGUGACAACCCUAAAGCAAGGCGCUUUGGAAACAAGACCCUCCUGGCGCUUGCCUUGACGUGCAAGUUAUUCACGGAACCUGCACUAAAGCUUUUGUGGCAAGACCUGCCCGGGCUUGCGCCACUUAUCAAAUGUCUCCCGCGAAGCCUAUGGAAACAGGUGGAACAAAAAUUGGAAUUCCAAAGACUUAUGACCUUAGAUGACUGGUCUAUUUUUUGCAAAUAUCGCCAUCACGUCCGUUCGCUCAGAACAAAUGUCUAUCCGAUACGAGUUGGUGCCGAAAUUUGGCGUGCCCUCAGAUGUCCUCCUUUCCCCCUUCCCUUGCUCCCCAACCUGAUGUCUCUUACCUGGAGCUCCGAUAGCAACGAGACGUUCCUACGGAUGCGGUUGUUUGUAAGCCCCAAAAUAACGACACUCGAUCUCAUCCCCGACACCUUUGAUCCAUCCGAACACUCUGUCUUGUCAUGCAUCGCAAUGCUGUGCCAUUCUGUCUCGCAUUUUCG